Messenger RNA from Nilaparvata lugens (brown planthopper), 7453 nucleotides. RefSeq names its product cAMP-regulated phosphoprotein 19 (gene endos). The transcript is spliced from 4 exons. NCBI's taxonomy places the organism in Eukaryota, Metazoa, Arthropoda, Insecta, Hemiptera, Delphacidae. The record is from RefSeq and is a predicted model, not a curated record. Bases 339 to 752 code for a protein of 137 amino acids. Gene Ontology annotation, molecular function: protein phosphatase inhibitor activity. Gene Ontology annotation, cellular component: cytoplasm.
AUCCGUAUUAUUUCUAUCAAAAAGGCAGGUGCAUAUUAGGAAUUAUUGUACUUGUAUGAUUUUUAUCCUAAAAAAAUAAUUUGAACGAAUAAAUUAUAAUAAUACUCUUGCUUUUAUUACUUGAUAAAAAUAAAAUUAGUGAUUAUCUUUUCAUUCUUUAUUAAAAGUUUUAUAAUAUUUCUAGUGUUGGUAGCUAACAAAUGAUCAAGUUCUGACUUCUGGCGCUAGAACGUGUGAGUGGGAGUGAAUUUUUGUUAGCUUACUUGAGGUUAUUAGUUAUUUCCGUAAUAUUUUCUUUGAAUUUGAUUAUUAAUAUCUUUGGAAUUUAAUAUUCAAUUAUGGAAGGACAAGAUGAAUCCGUUGCUACCAAUGAUGAACCUCAGAUUCUAGCUGAAACUGCUAAACCUGAAGCCAUGCUAUCGUCUAGUGAAUUGGAGAAACUCGAAGAGGCAAAACUGAAGGCGAAAUUCCCCAAUGCACCUGGAUUCAGAGGCCAUUCUGCAUUCCUACAGAAGAAGCUAGCCAAAGGGCAAAAGUACUUCGACUCUGGCGACUACCAGAUGGCAAAGCAGACGUGCGGGGGUGGCGCGGGGGGCAAGGGUGGAGCAAUGGGUGGCGCUUCCCGCCAGAUGCCGCCUCAGGCACUGCUUUCGUUCGGUACAGGCGACGCCAUUCCGACGCCCGAGAGUGUCCCGGCGCGCAAGACCAGCAUCAUCCAGCCCAAGUUCUCGUCGCCCAACCCCGCCACAUAGCUUGCGCCUGCGCACUGAUGUGUCUCAAACAGCUGUUGCAUGUGAAUGUGAGUGAAUGAAUGAUAAGUGUUGAAUGAAAAGCUACAAAAUUAUUUCAAAAUUGAAAAUACGAACUACAGUUACAUGUGUAUGGAAAUUAUAGUUGAGUUGAAGUGUUGAAUGAAUGAAAAAUGUGUGGAAAAUAAGUGUCGAUAAAGUGCUGAUGAACGUUUAAGUAGGUAGUGUAUUGAAUUAGAAGGGUCUCUAUACGAAUAGCUGUUAUAAGCCAUAGUGAUGUUGAAUUACAGUAAGUGAUUGAAAAGAUACAAAGUUAUACAAAAUUAUUUUGGAAUUAAAAAUGCAAACUGCAGUUACUUUGUUAUGUGAAUAUAUAAAACUUUGUAAUGUGAGUGAUUAUACUUCAAUUGUGUUGAAUGAAUGAAACUGCAAAUUGAGAAGAAUGACAAAUUGUCGCCCGGUUUUAUGUACGUCUAUUAAUACUAUAUUUCAUAUCAUAUUUAUUCAUUUCAAAUUGUUUGUAUUGAUUGAUCCAUUUUACUCCCAAGAAAUGCUUACAGUUUGAAGUUUAGGACGCAUGUUUAGAAAUGUUAGGCUAUUAAUGUGCCACGAGUGAUGAAAAUGUUCAUAAAUUGUUGACUAGUUCAAGUAUUCAAGUUCAAGAUCCAUGCUAAAAUGUUGUGAAUCCUGGGCUUAGUGAUGUCUGAUUCUCAGUAUUUAUUCAAGUACUGUAGAAUAAACUGCUGUUUUAGGGUUGAAACAGGUAUUUCAUUUUUCCACCCAUUUCAAAAAAAAAAUGAGUCUAUAUCUUUAAUAGUAGUUGAGAUACAAUGCCGGAAUGUACUAUAAUUUAUUAUAUGCGAUAUUAUGACGUAAUGUACUAGAAUUUAGUCGUAUUAUCAGCUACUUCCAACCAGGUAACAGUUACUUUCAUUUAGAUUACUGUUACUAAUAUUUUUCAUGUGAAUUAUGUUUAAUGUGUGAUCAAGCAUACUUGUAACAAUUUCACACCAAUUACCUAUUUCAAAAGUUAUCAACUAUUUCAGGCAGCAAAAUGUUAGGCAAAAAAUAUUUUAAAAAUACAAUUAUUGUAGAUAUUUUUAUGACUCGUGGUUUACACAUAUUAUUUGUACUCAUUUACUGGAUCUAGCUAGUAUUCACUGUAUAUUCAAUAUUAACCAAUUCAUUGUAUGUAUGUUAUUAGCUAUCAGUAGGUAUUAUCAGUAUCAGUAGGCUGACCAAUAAUUAUUUGCAAGAAACAUGUUAAACCCAAUUUAGUUGAAUGUUAUUAACGAUAUUACAUACUCAAUAAGUUAAUAGUAAUUAUUAUUCCUCAAUUAUUGAUUGGAAUUAUUCAUACAUUGAUCAGUGUUAUUUAUUAAAUAUUAAGUUUUCAUGAAUCUGACAAACUAUUAUUAUUCUCCAUUUACUUUUAGUUUCAUGAAAUACUUAUAGAAGACUUACUUAUAUCCAUGGUUAAUUUCCUAGAGAUUCAAAAAUAUGAUUUAAAUCGAACAGUAAGUUGAUUUUUUUUUAAUUUUUACCAGUUCUAUGUGAUUGAUGUGUUUUGAAGUUGAAGCAGGUGAUAACCACUAUAUUGUGUCGAUUGCCUAGAUUGUGUAAUAUUUCUGACCCUAGUUUUUUUCAACAUUUUCUCUUCUUUUAGUAAAACCUCUUCUGUUGGAUGGAUUUGGAGUAUAGGACUUGGUAGUAUAGCUCUAACAUAAUAACAAAUACAGCGAGUGGACCUUCGAAUGUUUGCUAGAUCGGAAUAGUUUAUGAGAAACCAAAUAAAUAUAAAUCUAAAUUAUCAGAAAGCAGUUAGUUAGAGUAAAUUCAAGUUAAAACAGGAUACAAAAGAUCCAAUCUAAUAGUUAGGCCUACCGUAUUUGUAACAAGAAUAUUAAAGGAAAUUGAAAGCCUAAAACGAAUGAUAGGAAGACUACUGAAAACCGACAUCAAUUAUAAGCAAUUAGCUGCACAUACAUUUGAAAGGUAAAUAUUGUAACAAAUUAAAUGCAAACAUGAAUUAAAUUGGAAUGGCCAACUUUCGUACCGCAUCACAUUUUUUUAGGAAUGGUAAUCCAAAAUUAUAAAGCGACGAAAAAGCUAUACAAUUAGCUAAUCUUGUUUUAUAAUAAUAAUAAUUUAUACCAGUUACAAUUAUAUAAUUUAUGCAAUUAUUCAAAUACUAAAAACUCCCUCAUUUUCUAUUCGCCUCACAAUGAUAGCAAAACACAAGAGUAGAAUUACCUCCUAAGAAAUGAGAUUGCUAAGGAGGGUGGUGGGAAAACCCAAAAGAGACAGAGUGAGAAAUAGUGUGAUCAGAGGAUUGGAUAAAGUUUAGAGAAUGGUUGAAGGAACCUGGCGCUCAACGGCAAAAGGGUAUCAAGAAGAAGAAGAAGAAUAGCUGUAAAAUUUCUAGAAAAAAAGAAACGUCAUGUUAUGAAACAGUUAUCACAUGAGCAAAGGUCAGUACUGUCAAGAGACGUCAAUAAAUUCUUCAUCCCACGAGAUACGAAGUUGAUUGUUGCCCAAAGUGAUGCUGCCACUAGCAGGUGGGUCAAAUUUGAUAACGAGAAACACAAAGUAGCAACCCGUAAUGGUAUCUGGAUCGAUCCGCAAACAAACGCCAUCAGGAUCAUCAAUAAUGAUCGCCAUAUUGCUAGUCAGAACGCAGCAGUUUCCACUCCUCCAGUCAGGUGUGGUGAGGAUACUCAAAGGAGUAGCUCAGAUUCAUCAAUCAAUGAAAGAUGUAGCCAGAAUACUGGAGUAAACCCUAGGUUUAACCUAGCGCCGCAGUGCAGGAUGGUUUCUCACAGCUUGGCGUUGUUGUCAUUUGAGAUGGUUGUCUGGCUUGGAAGUGUUUCGGCCGCAUUGUUGGAUGACUGUUAACGGUUGCCGGAAGAUCAACAGCUGGGUUUUUUUCGUGAUAGAGAAAUUCUGAUUGCAGAUUCGUUCUCAGCGUCCCCAAGUUUAGCCUGAAGGCUCAGAAUGUCAACAAUGUUUUUAAAUAAUUAAAAAUCAUCAUGAAAAGUCAUUAAUAUGGUAGUACACCACGUUUCUGGAAACUUUUUACUGGUGACUGGAGUUAUUAUUGAUUAUAGGUAACACAAAAAACAAAAUAAUCGCGAGAAAAAAAACUGCUGAUAAACGCGAAUAAGACCGUCACUCCAUUGUUCUAUAGUCUCGGCUGCUUGGCCGAGCCUGGCUUGAGGGAUCAAAUAACCGACUGGAAUGAUCUUUCGUCUGUCCGCUAGGCGGAACUACGCCGACCAUUGCUGGGUGGAAGAUGUUAUUGCGGCCGCUCGCAUUCCCACCAACGCUGCUAUUAUUUGCUGUCUCAGCGCCUAGUCCGAGUCAGACAAGCAUCCAGCCUACACUGCGGAGCUAGGUUAAGGUGCCUGAUUUUGUUCCACCGAAGCGAGGUGAACUGUUUACAGGUGGAAAAUGGAUGCCUGCUAAUCAAGAGAUGUGAAGAGAACUCAGAUAAUGUGAGUGAGACCUACAAAUACAGCUAUUGGUGAUAAUGUAAUUGACGUUUAGGUUAAACAUGAACCAAUGGAAUGUAAAUAAAAUGUGGAACCCACAAAAAUACAGUACAUUUCAAUGAUGUAAUUAAAGUUGAGCAGUACAUCUAAUGAAAUUGAAGUUGAACAUGACAUCUGAUGAAACAAUAGAAUGUGAGAAUGUUCGGAAUCAAGCUUUGGAAGUCGAGCCCAUAAAUUAGUCUUGAGGAACGCCUUUACUAAUAUCUGGUAAAACAUCAAAGAAUGUUCAAAUAAUAUAAUAAUAUUGUGCAGCUGAAACGUUUCAUUGUAUGAAUUACAAAUAACUGAUUAGAAACUAUUAUUUGGAAAAUACUGAGUGAUUCACGUUGUAGACUGAAAUUUGGCAGCAUGGAGAGAAUAGACACACAUACUAGUGCACACUUUUAAUUAACUACUACCUAGUCGUAUACUCCAAAUCCAACAGAAGAGGUUUUACUAACAGGAGAGAAAAUGUUGAAGAAAACUAGAGACAGGAAUAUUACACAAUCUAGGCAAUUGCCACUUACUCUAGUAAAAAUGUUUUUAGAUUUUUACCGGUUCUAUGUGAUUGAUGUUUUUUAAAGCUGCUUCAGUUUUAAAACACAUCAAUCACAUAGAACCGGUAAAAAUCUAAAAACUUUCUUACUGAACAAUUUAAAUCAUAUUUUUUAAUCUGGAGGUUAUUACAAAUUGAUGUAAGUCUUCCAAAAGUAUUUCAUGAAACUGAUAAUGAAUGGAGAAUAAUAAUAGUUUGUCAGAUUCAUGAAAACUUAAUAGUUAAUAAAUAACACUCUGAUCAAUGUAGGUAUAAUUCCCAUCAAUAAUUGACGAACAAUAAAUACUGUUUACAUACAUAUUACAGUUUCUAAUCAGUAUACAUUUGUAAUCCAUACAAUGAAAAAUUUUAACUACACAAUAUUAUUAUAUCAUUGGAACUUUCUUUGAUGUUUCACCAGGUAUUGCAAAAUAAACACAGAUAUUAGUAAAGACGUUCCUGACUGAUUCAUGGGCACAACUUCCGAAGUUUGAUUCCAAACAUUCUCACAUUCUAUUGUUUCAUCAGAUACAUGUCCUAAUAGUACUUCAAUUUCAUUAGAUGUACUGCUCAACUUUAAUUACAUCAUUGAAAUGUGCUGUAUUUGUGGGGUUCUCAACAUUUCCCUCACAUUCCAUUGGUUCAUGUUUAGCCUGAACGUCAAUUACAUUAUCACCACUAGCUGUAUUUGUAGGUCUCACAUUAUCUACAUCAGUCACAAGUUCAUCACCAGCACCAAACAACAGGUUGGUUGUUGUGAGUUGGUUGAGUUUCAAUCAAUUUUUUCGCAGGAACAUUUGUACUGGAGCAUAAAGUUUCAUCUAUUGUAGAUGAAAAAUCAGACCAAUGCUUUCCGGAAUUAAAAGAGGAUGAACGUUGUGUGGACAGGUUUACAAACCGGUUUGUACCAGUUGCAAAUUUUGUGAGACUACGGUUGAAGAUGGCGGUGGUUUGAAGAAGCUGGUUCUGAGAUUUUAGUCAAAACACUUUGAGUUGCAGAUGACGUGUUUUGAGAUGACAUAUCGGUUUGAGCCGGUUGUACAUUUUGCGAGGUAAUGGUUGAAGAUGGCUGUGGUUUGCAGGCAGCUGGUUCUGAGAUUUUAGUCGAAAUACUUUGGGUUGUAUAUAAAUUACUUAGAGAUGACACACUGCUUAUGCGUUGCUCGUGUUUUUUCAAUAAAGAUAGACAACUACCUGUGUUUUUCGAACUAUUUUGCUGUACUUGUUUCUUUCCUGAUUUUGGGAAACAUUUGCCGAGUAUUUUGCAUACAUCUCUUGAUUGGCAGACACCCAUUUUCCACUUCUAAACAGUUCACCUCAUUUCGGUGGAACAAAAUCAGGCACCUUAGGGUUUACUCCAGUAUUCUGGCUACCCAUCUUUCAUUGAUUGAUGAAUCUAAGCUACUCCUUUGAGUAUCCUCACCACACCUGACUGGAGGAGUGGAAACUGCUGCGUUCUGACUAGCAAUAUGGCGAUCAUUAUUGAUGAUCCUGAUGGCGUUUGUUUGCGGAUCGAUCCAGAUACCAUUACGGGUUGCUACUUUGUGUUUCUCGUUAUCAAAUUUGACCCACCUGCUAGUGGCAGCAACAGUUUGGGCAACAAUCAACUUCGUAUCUCGGGGGAAGAAGAAUUUAUUAACGUUUCUUGACAGUACUGACCUAUGCUCAUGUGAUAACUGUUUUGUAACAUGACGUUUCUUUUUUAUAGAAAUUGUCUCAGCUAUUCUUCUUCUUUUUCAUACCUUUUGCCGUUAAGCGUCAGGUUUCUUCAACCAUCCUCUUAACUUAAUCCGAUCCUGUGCCAUUCUCUUUACUUCAAUCAUUGUUUUUCCUCUUCCAUCAGCUAUACUCUCUACAUACUGAUUCCAUUGCAGUGGUGGUCGUCCCCUGCCUCGUUUUCCUUCCGGUCUUGCCACCAUAACCAGCCUUGCCUUUCGUUCAUCACACAUCCGAGCUACAUGGCCAUACCAUCCUAAGGUUUUUCGUUGAACAUUUUGGUAAUCAGUUCCUCCUGUUUUAAUGUUCCUCUGAUCACAUUAUUUCUCACUCUGUCUUUUUUGGUUUUUCCUACCACCCUCCUCCUUAGGUAUCUCAUUUCUGAGGAGGUAAUUCUACUCUUGUGUUUUUCUAUCAUUGUGAGGCAUUCUGUUCCAUAGAGUGGGACUGGCUCUACUCUAGGAGAGCUCUUAGCUCUAGUGUUAACAGUGGAAUCAUUGGUUUUGCAAUAAUAGAUCUUUUGACAAUAUAAUUUAGUCACAAUUUCUUCUACUCAUUCGUUUUAGGCUUUAGAUUUUCUGUAAUACAUAUUCUUGAUAAAAAUACGGAUAACUAUUAGAUUGGAUCUUUUGUAUCCUGUGUUAACUUUAAUUUUAACUAACUGCUUUCUAAUUUAGAUUUAUAUUUGUUUGGUUUCUCAUAAACUAUUCCGAUCUAGCAAACAUACUGCUAUAUUCGAAGGUCCACUCGCUAUAUUUAUUAUUAUGUUAAGACUAUUUUAUUAUUAUCGCAAGCUUUAUCGAUUGAUACAUUUGAAGGCUGUUAGACAAGUUGUAAAUAUUCAUUGGACUUAUUGUUGAUGUUUCAGUCGAGAUGAAAUGUAAUCUUUUUUCUAUUGAAUAAAGUGUUUCUAUUUGUGAGUA